CAGUCCCAGCUCCUCGUUUUCUGCCUCCUCGCCCCUUUAGUUAAGAGCUCAGCUUCGCGAUCCAGAGCUCGUACUUGCGGGACGGGAGCAGCGGGCCCGCCCCGCCCCCAGCGCUUAGGCCCCGCCCCGGGCCCCCGCCCGGAGCGUUCCGAGGGGCUGGUCGUCGCCAGCCCACUCCUCUGGUGGAACGCUUUGCUCGCGGCGCUAUUUCUCUAUAAAGUUGUUGUUGCGGCUUCCGCCGCGGGUGGAGGAAGAUGGCGUCUGGCGGUGGUGGCUUUUGCUCUUCGGAAAGACUCCCUCCGCCCUUCCCUGGCUUGGACCCGGAGUCUGAGGGGAUGGCCGGGGGGUCAGAGCCCGAGGCUGGGGACAGCGACACGGAGGGGGAGGAUAUUUUCACCGGCGCCGCGGCGGCCAGUAAGCCCCAGUCUCCAAAGAGAAUUGAUUCCCUUUCCAUCAGCAAUGGCUCCCAAGAAAAUGGGAUCCAUGAGGAACAAGACCAAGAGCCACGGGAUCUCUUUGCAGAUGCCACAGUGGAGCUAUCCCUGGACAGCACACAAAAUAAUCAGAAGGCUCUGGCCAAAACGCUCAUUUCUCUUCCUCCGCAGGAAGCCACAAAUUCUUCUAAGCCCCAACCAAGCUAUGAAGAGCUAGAAGAAGAAGAACAGGAUGACCAAUUUGAUUUGACAGUUGGUGUAACUGAUCCUGAGAAGAUAGGGGAUGGUAUGAAUGCCUACGUAGCCUACAGAGUUACAACACAGACGAGCUUACCAAUGUUCAGAAAUAAACAGUUUGCAGUGAAAAGAAGAUUUAGUGACUUUCUGGGUCUUUAUGAAAAGCUUUCAGAGAAACACUCUCAGAAUGGCUUCAUUGUUCCUCCUCCACCUGAGAAGAGCCUAAUAGGAAUGACAAAAGUAAAAGUUGGGAAGGAAGAUUCUUCUUCUGCAGAAUUUCUUGAGAAACGGAGGGCUGCUCUAGAAAGGUACCUUCAGAGGAUUGUGAAUCAUCCUACCAUGUUACAGGACCCUGAUGUCAGGGAGUUCUUGGAAAAAGAAGAGCUGCCACGUGCCGUGGGCACCCAGACACUGAGUGGUGCUGGUCUUCUCAAGAUGUUCAACAGAGCCACAGAUGCGGUCAGCAAAAUGACCAUCAAGAUGAAUGAAUCUGAUAUUCUCUGGGCUUGUGUGUUUCAGUGGUUUGAGGAGAAGCUCCAGGAAGUAGAGUGUGAGGAGCAGCGCUUACGGAAACUGCAUGCUGUUGUAGAAACUCUAGUCAACCAUAGGAAAGAGCUAGCGCUGAACACAGCCCAGUUUGCAAAGAGUCUAGCCAUGCUCGGGAGCUCCGAGGACAACACAGCAUUGUCACGGGCACUCUCCCAACUGGCUGAGGUAGAAGAAAAAAUUGAGCAGCUCCACCAGGAACAGGCCACCAAUGACUUCUUCCUCCUUGCCGAGCUCCUGAGUGACUACAUUCGCCUCUUGGCCAUAGUCCGUGCUGCCUUCGACCAGCGCAUGAAGACCUGGCAGCGCUGGCAGGAUGCUCAAGCCACACUGCAGAAGAAGCGAGAGGCUGAGGCUCGCCUGCUGUGGGCCAGCAAGCCUGACAAGCUGCAGCAGGCUAAGGACGAGAUUGUAGAGUGGGAGUCUCGGGUGACUCAGUAUGAAAGGGACUUCGAAAGGAUUUCAACUGUGGUCCGAAAAGAAGUCAUACGAUUUGAGAAAGAGAAAUCCAAGGACUUCAAAAACCACGUGAUCAAGUACCUUGAGACACUCCUGUAUUCACAGCAGCAGACAUGCACAGUAUGGGGCCAGCUGGGUAACAGGAGCAGAAGCUGGAAGACAGAAAAGCAGCUUGGGUCUUGGUUCCACAGCUCUCUUCAAGAUAAACUGGUGAUCUGAAGGUACCUGAGCACAUCUUUGUUCCUUCCAUCUCAGUGCUGGGCACACCGGGAGACCAAUUGGUUGGUCCACUGACAUCACUCUAAGGGGGUAUGAGGAAUUGUAGCACCAGAAAAAUCUCGCUGGAAGCCGUGCUGCCCUGGAUGCCAGGUGGCUGGGGUGGCCUCUGCCAGCUCCCCCUGCUCCAGGCCUGGGCUGUGGUGUCUGAAGCCGCUGAUCUGCCUCUGUCUGCAGUGGGAGGGAUGCUGUUGCCUGGAGCCCCUGGGUCGGAGCCUGCCUGUCCCCUGAAGGGCAGGUAACCUGCCCUGAGCCAGACUUUGCUUUCGGGGCUCUGGCAGGACAGGCUUGUCAGGAGCCUUCCCAACACACACCUCUCCCAGGCCACUUCUUUUUC
This is a messenger RNA of Manis pentadactyla (Chinese pangolin), 2289 nucleotides long. It is a transcript of the gene SNX1, whose product is annotated as sorting nexin 1. Bases 255 to 1895 code for a protein of 546 amino acids. Gene Ontology annotation, biological process: early endosome to Golgi transport; intracellular protein transport. NCBI's taxonomy places the organism in Eukaryota, Metazoa, Chordata, Mammalia, Pholidota, Manidae. The transcript is spliced from 16 exons. Gene Ontology annotation, cellular component: endosome; endosome membrane. The record is from RefSeq and is a predicted model, not a curated record. Gene Ontology annotation, molecular function: phosphatidylinositol binding.